Molecule: messenger RNA, 13055 nt
Organism: Drosophila ficusphila
Lineage: Eukaryota; Metazoa; Arthropoda; Insecta; Diptera; Drosophilidae
Gene: Obsc
Product: obscurin
Exons: 39
Coding region: 347-12931 (4194 amino acids)
Biological process (GO): homophilic cell-cell adhesion; protein phosphorylation
Cellular component (GO): plasma membrane
Molecular function (GO): guanyl-nucleotide exchange factor activity; protein binding; ATP binding
Source: RefSeq, a predicted model, not a curated record
GAUGCAGUUAAAAUCAUUGGUUUCCGCACGAAGUAGCUAUUAUUUCUCACACGACGGAAGAUUAAAUUUAAACCUAUUCCACUUUUGAAUUGGACUGGCCCCCUUGGAAAAUUCAGCGCAGAUUGGAUUAUGACAAACGAAUCCGAGUUCCUUUCAAUUUAGUGCUUGAAUGAUCGAUUUUCGGUCCCGAUCUUGCCUAAAAUCCUGUGCAAAUAAAUUAAAUAAAAUUCGAAAUUGCUCUCAGUAAUUAGUUAUGCAAUACAUUUUCGAAUACGUGCCAAUGUGCGUAAAUAAAUGAAGUGUGCGAAGUUAAUCGAGUGAUACGAAAUCAAUCUAAUCAGCCGAAAUGGACGCCGUCGCGGAUAUUGUUUUUGUAAAUCGGGAUUACCAGGCUCAAUCGAUGGCCACCGACGAAAUCAGCGUUUCGCGGGGAGAUCUGGUCGAACUUAUAAGUUCAAAAGCUUCGGAAAAGUCAAGAUGCUUUGUUAGAAUAUUCGACAGUGGGGAUUCCCCCAAAGAAGGCUGGGUGCCCAUCGAAGUACUUGAGUUUAAUCCCACAAUGAGUAGCUCGAACGGCAAGGAGAGUGUUGGGGAUGCGGAAUUCAGAAAGCAAACCAUCCUCAGGGAACUGGUGGAAACUGAGGAAGAAUUCUCCAGGGAUCUGAUGCAUGUGGUAGAUAAGUAUAUAAAAGGUAUAGAUAAACCGGUGGUGCCCAGAUCCGUGCGCGAUAAUAAGGAUAUAAUAUUCUGUAACUUCCUACAAAUCGCCGAGUUCCACAAUAAUGUGCUGAAGGAGGGUCUCAAGUGCUACAGUAAUCAGCCCAAUAUGGUGGCCAAAACCUUUUUACGGCUGGAAAGGGACUUCGACAAGCAUGUGGUGUAUUGCCAAAACGAGCCCUUGGCGCAGGAUUACUUGAAUUCAAGUCCCGACGCCAAGAAGUACUUUCAAGAACUUUCAAAACAGCUUAGGGACGACAAAUCGCUUUCGGAGCACCUGAAGCUACCCAUCCAGAGGAUAAACGACUACCAGCUUCUGUUCAAGGACUUCAUUAAGUACUCGCUAAGCUUAAAAGAAAACGUUAAAGACUUGGACAGGGCCCUAGAGUUGAUGCUAAGUGUGCCCAGUAGAGCGUACGACAAUAGGUUUCUUUCCAGCAUCGAGGGCUGUCGGGGCAACAUCUACAAGUUGGGCCGCCUCCUGCUGCACGAGUGGUGCAACGUGACCGACAAGGAGGGCAAGGCACACGAGCGCUACUGCUUUCUGUUCAAGUCGCGCGUGCUGGUGACCAAGGUCCGGAAGAUUUCCGAGCACAGGUCCGUGUUUAUUCUGCAGAACAUCGUGAAGCUCCCGCUCUGCAACAUCGAGCACAAGGCCGACGAGAAGCAAAUCCAGCUGAGCCUGAAGACAGCGGAUCCCAGCUCGUUCUUGCCCAUAAGCAUUAGGCCCCACGGGCAGGAGUCGCAUUUGACCUGGUUCAACGAGAUCUCCAGCCACAUCAACCAGGACGUCACCUUGCAGGAGCACCAUGCCGAUGAUCUGAAGGUCGACUCCUCCCAGAUCGCCUCCGAAAGUGAGCUCAUCCUCCACCUCCCGCAAAGGGCCGAGGCCCACGACUCGAACCCCAGUGUCCGACCCUCUGACGUGGCAGAGAACUAUUUCCUGAGCAAGGAGACCAAGGAGCGUCUUCAGCUCGAGCAGCAGGAGCUUCUGAGACUGGAACAGGAGGCCAUAGAGCUGUACAAGAAGCAGCAGUCCUCCAAGACAACGUCUUCCACCACCGAAUUGGUCCAGGUUACUAGCUCCCACGAGAAAACCAGCAAAGUUGAGGUUAAAGAGGUACUGACUCCUCCGCCUGCACCACAGCCGCAAGUAAAGGAAGUUACUGCCACGAAGGUGGUGGCUUCUCCACCGCCACCAGAGCCUUCCUCGCUUGCGUCUCCUGUAAAGGAGGCCACUCCUCAGAAGGAGGUAGCUGCUCCACCACCACCUCAAGUGGAGCCGAAGGAAGUUACUCCUCCUGUCAAGGCAGCCACAAAAGUAGAGUCCGCUUCACAUUCCAAGGAAGUCGAAGCUCCCAGGGAAGUCCAGUCCAAAACCGAGACCGCAAUCGAGUCUGUUGUGGUUCAGCAAGUAUUGAGCCAGUCUAGUCAGAUCCAAGAGGAGUUGUUGGUCACUGAGGAGAGCUCCUCGGCCGGUAAGCAAGUCGAAGAGUUCAAGCGCGAAGCGUCACCCUACUCGAUUCCCAAGAUCCAAGUCUACCGACCCGUAGAAUGCGACUCCCCUGUGAUAACCCCCAAGCACAAGCCCAUCGAGCUGAAGGACAUCGUUGGCUACAGCGAGUCCCUUCGCGAUGGCGACACCGUUCCCGGGGGAUCGGGAUCGCAGGGCCAGGGCCAGGGCUACUCCGCCAACAUAACCGACCACGCUUCACUAACCGUCUGGAACAACCGGCUGGCCAACAUAGCCGGCGACCGCGGGGGUCUUAACCAGCACUUGCAGCGAGCUGGACCGCCCCCACCGCCCAUUCCGCCCAGCUUCACGCGCAUGCCCGGCUUCUUCCAACCGCUUCCACUAAUCGCUUACGAGACCACUAUCGAGAUACUAAUCGUCAAGGCACGCCCCCCCUCGCCGCCGCCCCCGCCGCCGCCGACCAUCAAGCGCGUCCUUGUCCACACUGAAAGUCUCGAGCAGAAGACCCAGAACUUCUUCGAGGGCAUCUUCGAUGCUUCCUCCUCGGACACCUCGCUUCGCAACGCCAAGCAAAAGAUCCGCAGCAUCAAGAACACGGUGCUGAAGUCGAAGGACUCGACCAACUACGCCCAAGACACCGUGCAGAAGGCCAAGGCCCGCGACUUUCUGCACAUUUUCACGCCGCCUGUUAAGAAACGACCCAUUUACGAGAUAGUCGAGCUCGAAGGCGAGUAUACUGAGUCUCUUGCUGACGAUUUCAGGGAGCCAAGUGCCGAUUUUGAAGCCAGGGGCCAAAGCGUCGCUGGUAUGGAUGAUUACUAUUCCGGCUACUCGAGGGCUUCGACACGUCGCUAUGAAAGCAAAUCGAGGGACUACGACCGGGGAACCUCUUACGACAGCACCGUAGAGCGAUCCCAGUAUGGCAUAAGCUCCCGCCGGGAUCGCAGUUCCGUUGACAAGGUAGAAGCUCGGUCAUCUCUGUUGGCCACUGGGCGCACGGAAAGUCGUGCCGCAAGUCGCGCCGAGAGUCGUGCUGAGAGUCGAGCCUCCUACUCGGUGGCUGAAUCGCGUGCUGGAAUCCGGUCUUCAUCCCGUCUCCAAGAGGAUCGUCCCCUUCGCUCCGUCGACAAGCCCGUCGUGGUGAAGAUGCUGAAGAGCGUGCAAGUUGACCCUGGAGAGACUGCGCAUUUCGAGAUCCAAUUCAAGGAUCAGCCCGGACUGGUCACCUGGCUGAAGGACAACAAGCCCCUGGAGGAUCGAUUGGCUGAUAGGAUCACCCAAACCGCGGCCCCAAUGAAUUCCUACCGAUUGGACAUCAAGAACUGCAGUGAGACUGAUGCAGGGACCUAUACGAUUCGGGCCCAGUCUGCCUCCGAGACAACCACUCUAUCGGCUCAGCUGGCAGUUGGACAGGCUCCGGGUCACGAUGAAACGAAGACCAACACGGAGCCGGCUUUCCUGGUUAGCCUAAAGGAUGCCGAGAUGAUUGAGAACACUCUCUUCCGAUUCAUGAUCAAAAUUAAAGGGGAUCCCAAGCCUAGAGUAAAAUUCUUCAAAGAUGGAAAGGAAAUCCUUGAGACCGAUGACAGAAUCCAAAUAAUCCGCGAUAAGGACUAUCUGGGAUUCUAUGAGUUGGUGAUUGCCGAGGUGCUGAAGGCCGACAGUGGAACCUACACGUGUAAGGCCACGAACAAAUACGGUGAAGCCGUUUGCGAAGCUGUAGCCACCACAGUGGAGGAUAAGAAUCCCUUCGGAGCUCUUAGCGGGCAAAUCCUGCCAGCAGGCGAGAAGCCCGUCUUCCAGUGGAAGCGCAACGGCGAGGAGUUUGAUCCCGAGGAGCGGUUCAAGGUGCUUUUCGGCGAGGACGAGGACUCACUGGCCUUGGUCUUCCAGCACGUGAAGCCCGAAGACGCGGGCAUCUACACUUGCGUGGCCCAGACCUCGACAGGAAACAUCUCGUGCAGUGCCGAGCUCUCGGUUCAGGGGGCUAUUCAAACCCUGAACCGGGAGCCCGAGAAGCCCACCCUGGUGAUCGAGCACCGCGAGGCGAACGCCAGCAUCGGCGGCUCGGCUAUUUUGGAGCUCCAGUGCAAGGGCUUCCCCAAGCCGGCGGUGCAGUGGAAGCACGACGGUGAGGUCAUCCAGGUGGACGACAGGCACAAGUUCAUGUACGAAGACGAGGAGACCAUGUCCCUAGUGAUCAAGAACGUGGACACAGUCGACGCCGGAGAGUACACCAUCGAGGCGAUCAACGAGCUGGGCCAGGACGAGUCGAGCAUCAACUUGGUGGUGAAAGCUCCUCCCAAGAUCAAGAAGAUCACGGACAUCACUUGCUCGGCCGGCGAGACCAUUAAGAUGGAGAUCGAGGUGGAGGGCUUCCCGCAACCCACCGUCCAGGUGACCAACAACGGCAAGGACGUGACGGCCGAGAGCAACGUUAAGAUCUCCACGAGCUCGAUCGGCAAGAGUCUGGAGAAGGUCGUGGUCGAGGUGAAGGAGAUCAAGCUCUCCCAGGCCGGCAACUACUCCAUCAAGGCCACCAACGACCUCAGCCAGACCUCGGAGUACUGGAGCUGCACGGUCAAGUCGAAGCCGGUGAUCGUGAAGCACUUCGAGAGCGAGUACAUCCACGGGGAGAGGGAGAACGUGCAGAUGACGGUCCGGAUCGACGCCUAUCCGGAGGCCAAGCUGAUUUGGUACCACGACGAGACGGAGAUCAAGGUGACGGACGCCAAGUACACCGUGACCAGCGACGGCAACGCCUACACCCUGAAGAUCUCGGGCGCCACCCGCGUGGACGCCGGCAAGUACACCGUGAAGGCCACCAACGAGCACGGGUCGGCCACCAGCUCCACACAGUUGCUCAUCAAGUGCACGCCGGAGUUCACCCAGAAGCUGAAGAACAUCACAGUCGCCGAAGGCGACUCCAACGUGGAGCUGGUGGUGGGCGUGGACGCCUAUCCCCGUCCGCACGUCAAGUGGUACAUCGACGGCAUCGAGAUCGACGAGAAGCGCAACGACUUCCGCCACGUGGAGGAGGGCAACGACUUCAAGCUGAUCAUGAACCAGGUGGCCACCAACAUGCAGGGAAACUACACCUGCAAGAUCAUGAACGACUACGGCAAGCUGGAGGACAACUGCGUGGUGACCGUGAACUGCAAGCCCAAGGUGAAGCGGGGUCUGAAGAACAUCGAAGUCCAGGAGGGCAAAUCCUUUACUCUGGAAGUGGAGGUGUACAGCGAGCCAGAGGCUAAAAUCAAAUGGUUCAAGGAUGGCCACGAGAUUUAUGAAGAUGCCCGCAUCAAAAUCUCUCGGGACACCCAGCGUAUCGAGAACUACUACCUCACCUUGAAUCUGGCCAGGACCGAAGAUGCGGGCACCUACGAGAUGAAGGCCACAAACUUUAUUGGCGAGACCACCUCCACCUGCAAGGUGGCUGUUUUAACUAGCGAUGCUUUGUCUCUGGGACAGACCGUCACAAAAACAAUGAUUGCGACCACCGAAGAACCUGAAGAAGGGGCUGUUCCCGAAAUCGUGCACGUCGAUGUCUUCCAGCAGCACAGCUACGAAAGCGUUCCCCUCAAAUACGAAGUCAUUGCGACGGGAAUUCCCAAACCGGAAGCGAUUUGGUAUCAUGAUGGCAAGCCGAUCUCCCCCGAUAAGCACACCGCUAUCACCGUGGAUGGGGAUCACUACAAACUGGAGGUGCAGUCGCUCGAUCUCGUGGAUGCGGGAGAGUACAAGGUGGUUGUGCAGAACAAGUGUGGCGAGAAAUCGCAUCAGGGCGAGCUUUCUCUGUCGGGCAUCGCUGAGUACCGCAAGCCGAUCCUGACCCAAGGACCUGGCCUGAAGGACAUCAAGGUCAACAAGGGAGACAAGGUUUCCGAGCCAGUUGUGUUCACCGCAGAUCCUGCUCCUGAAAUCGUUCUGCUCAAGGAUGGCCAGCCCGUCAAGGAGAGCAAUAAUCUCAAGCUGAAGGUGGAAAAGAAGGACGCCGAGAAUGGUUUGGUUCAGUACACUUGUACGCUGAACAUUUUGGAAGCUGAGAUUAAGGAUUCCGGACGCUACGAACUGAAGGUAAAGAACAAGUACGGUGAGCUGGCCACUAGUGGUUGGAUCGAUGUGCUGGCCAAGCCGGAGAUUUCUGGCCUGGACGACCGCAAGUGCCUGCCGGGCGACACCAUUUGCUUCGAGGCUCUGGUCCAGGCUAAUCCCAAGCCCAAGGUCACCUGGACCCGUGGUAACGAGAACCUGUGCAACCACGAGAACUGCGAGGUUAUCGCUGACGUGGAUGCGGAUAAGUACAGACUGGUGUUCCAGGCCGUUGCCCCCAGCGAAGAUGGCAAGUACACCAUCACGGCCACAAACAGCGAGGGAAGGGCCACAUUCGAUUUCAACUUGGCAGUGCUGGUGGAGAAGCCCACUUUCAUCGUGCAACCCGAGAGCCAGAGCAUCCACGACUUCAGACCAGUCUCCACGAAGGUUGUGGUGCACGGCGUUCCUCUGCCCACCAUUGAGUGGCUCAAGGACGACAAGCCCAUCAACUACGAGGCGGUCAACAAGCCCGGCAAGGACAAGCUGUACAGCAAGGAGGACACCAAGAAGGCUUCCGACCAAAUCGAGAGUGUGUUCGAUAUCAAAACGUUUAGGGAAAACGAUGUGGGCGCGUACACCUGCGUGGCCACCAAUGAGAUCAGCGUGACCAAGGCCCCCUUCAAGCUGGGACUGCUGGCUCUGGCGCCCAGCUUUGUGAAGAAACUGGACAACGCUCUGGAUGUCCUGCAGGGCGAGCCCCUGGUCUUGGAGUGCUGCGUGGACGGAAGUCCCCUGCCCACCGUUCAGUGGCUCAAGGAUGGCGACGAAGUUAAACCCAGCGAGAGUGUUAAGAUAUCCACAAAUCCGGAUGGGCUGGUCAGGCUGGAGAUAGACCACUGCCAGCCCAAUGAUUCGGGAGCCUACAAGCUGAUAAUCUCCAAUCCUCACGGCGAAAAGGUGGCCCUGUGUGCCGUGGCUGUUAAACCUGAGGAGAUGCAGCCCAAAUUCUUGAAGCCCAUCACCAGUCAAACUGUCGUCGUGGGCGAGCCUCUGAAGCUGGAGGCCCAGGUCACUGGAUUCCCAGCACCGGAGGUCAAGUGGUACAAGGACGGCAUGCUGCUGCGCCCGAGUCCCGAGAUCAACUUCAUCAACAGCCCCAAUGGUCAGAUUGGCCUGAUAAUCGACGACGCCCAGCCCCUGGAUGCCGGAGUCUACAAGUGCGUGAUCGCCAACAAGGGCGGAGAACUCGAGGGAGUGUCCAAGGUGCAGAUCGUGCCCAAGGAGUCGAAGCCAGUGUUCGUGGCCGAGCUGCAGGACGCCUCCAGCAUCGAAGGCUUCCCUGUGAAGAUGGACAUUAAGGUGGUGGGCAACCCGAAGCCGAAGCUGCAGUGGUUCCACAACGGCCACGAAAUCCAGCCGGAUCCCAGCCACGUGGCCAUCGUGGAGAACCCGGACAAGAGCACGAGUCUCAUCAUCGAGAAGACCGUGCCCGGCGACUCGGGACUGUACGAGGUGAUUGCCCAGAACCCCGAGGGAUCGACAGCCUCCAAGGCGAAGCUCUACGUGGCGCCCAAGGCCGACGAGACGGCCGCCGAGGAGGCGCCCCAGUUCGUCUCUGCCCUGCGGGACGUGAACGCGGACGAGGGCCAGGAGCUGGUGCUCUCCGCCCCGUUCAUCUCGAACCCCAUGCCCGAGGUGAUCUGGUCAAAGGACGGCGUUACCCUGGCGCCCAGCGAGCGCCUGCUGAUGACCUGCGACGGCAAGCACAUCGGGCUGACCAUCAAGCCGGCUGAGGCCGCCGAUUCGGGCAACUACAGCUGCCUGCUGGCCAACCCGCUGGGCGAGGACACCUCCGCCUGCAACGCCAACGUGCGGAAGGUCUACAAGCCGCCGGUGUUCACCCAGAAGAUUUCCGACCAGCAGCAGGUGUUUGGCAACAACGCCAAGAUCCCCGUGACCGUGUCCGGCGUUCCUUACCCCGACCUGGAGUGGUACUUCCAGGACAAGCCAAUCCCGAAGUCGGACAAGUACAGCGUGAAGAACGACGGCGACCACCACAUGCUGAUCGUGAACGACUGCCAGAAGGAGGACCAGGGCGUGUACAAGUGCAUCGCCAGCAACCGGGAGGGCAAGGACAUAACCCAAGGACGCCUGGACAUCGUGAACGAGAUCAAGAAGCACUCGCGGUCGGAGCCACCAGUGUUCCUCAAGAAGAUCGGCGACUGCGACAUCUACGAGGGCAUGGUGGCCAAGUUCACGGCCUGUGCCACCGGAUACCCGGAGCCCGAGGUCGAGUGGUUCAAGAACGACCAGAAGCUCUUCCCCUCGGACCGCUUCCUGAUCGACGUCGAGCCCAACGGCCUCCUGCGGCUGACCAUCAAGAACGUGACCGAGUACGACGUGGGCCGCUACUCCUGCCGCAUCUUCAACCCGUACGGAGACGACAUCUGCCACGCCGAGCUGUUCUACGACUCUCUGGACAGUCAGCAGAAGCCCCUGGAGGACCAGUACACCGACUUCAAGAAGUACAAAAAGUCCGGCGCACCUCCGCCAUUGUCGGAGGGUCCUAUCAUUUCCCGCAUGACCGAUCGCGGGCUGCUCCUCUCCUGGAACCCCUCGGUGCCCCUGACUCCCCGCUAUCCCAUAACCUAUCAGGUCGAAAUGAUGGACUUGCCGGAGGGCGAUUGGCGCACGCUGAGAACCGGAGUUCGCAGCUGUGCCUGUGACAUCCGCAACCUGGAGCCCUUCAGGGACUACCGAUUCCGGGUGCGAGUGGAGAACAAGUUCGGUGUCAGCGAUCCCAGCCCCUACACCCAGACUUACAGGCAAAAACUGGUGCCAGAGCCACCGAAAACCUACACCUAUCUGCCACCUGGAACUGACUUCAGACCGGAAACUUCUCCCUACUUCCCCAAGGACUUUGACAUUGAGAGACCGCCGCACGAUGGACUGGCCCAGGCUCCUCAGUUCCUUCUGCGCGAACAGGACGUCAGCUACGGCGUCAAGGAUCACAAUACUGAGUUGAUGUGGUUUGUCUACGGCUAUCCCAAGCCAAAGAUGACUUACUACUUUGACGACAUGCUCAUUGAGUCGGGUGGCAGAUUCGACCAGAGCUACACCCGAAACGGACAGGCCACCCUCUUCAUCAACAAAAUGCUGGAUCGCGAUGUUGGCUGGUACGAGGCCGUGGCCACCAACGAGCAUGGAGAGGCGAGGCAGCGGGUGAGACUGGAGAUUGCCGAGCAUCCCAGGUUCCUCAAGCGCCCGGAUGAGACCUUCAUCAUGGCCCGCAAGAACGGAAGGAUCGAGGCCAAGCUGGUGGGCAUUCCGCUGCCGGAGGUUCACUGGUUCAAGGACUGGAAGCCCAUUGCGGACUCCUCCCGCAUUAAGAUCAGCUCCUAUGACCCGGACAUUUACGUGCUCUCGAUCCACGACUCGAUAAUCAAGGACGGAGGCUUGUACUCCAUCAGUGCGAGGAACAUUGCCGGCUCCAUCAGCACUUCGGUGACCGUGCACAUCGAGGAGAACGAGGACCAGUAUAUCUACAAGACCUACGGCAGACACCCGUAUGUGCGCUCCAAGCAGCUGCGCUACCAGGACAAAUACGACAUUGGAGACGAGCUGGGCCGCGGAACCCAGGGCAUAACCUACCACGCGGUGGAGCGCUCCUCCGGCGACAACUACGCCGCCAAGAUCAUGUACGGCCGGCCCGAGCUGCGGCCCUUCAUGCUCAACGAGCUGGAGAUGAUGAACACGUUCAACCACAAGAACCUGAUCCGACCCUACGAUGCCUACGACACGGACCGCAGUGUGACCCUGAUCAUGGAGCUGGCUGCCGGCGGGGAGCUGGUGAGGGACAACCUCCUCAGGCGGGACUACUACACCGAGAGGGACAUCGCCCACUACAUCCGGCAGACGCUGUGGGGACUCGAGCACAUGCACGAGAUGGGCGUGGGUCACAUGGGUCUCACGAUCAAGGACCUUCUGAUCUCCGUGGUCGGCGGUGACCUCAUCAAGGUGUCGGACUUCGGACUGUCGCGCAAGAUCAACAGGCACAACCUGUCGACCCUGGACUACGGAAUGCCCGAGUUCGUCUCCCCCGAGGUGGUGAACAAGGAGGGGGUGAACUUCUCGCACGACAUGUGGACCGUCGGCCUGAUCACCUACGUCCUGCUCGGCGGCCACAACCCCUUCCUGGGCAUCGACGACCGGGAGACGCUGACCAAGAUCCGCGAAGGCCGCUGGGACUUCAAGGACGAAAUCUGGACCCACAUCUCGGACGACGGCCGCGACUUCAUCAGCCGCCUGCUGUUGUACAGCCCCGAGGAGCGGAUGGACGUGAAGACCGCCCUGAAGCACCCCUGGUUCUUCAUGCUCGACCGCCAGGUGACCGACCACGACUACCAGAUCGGCACCGACCGCCUGCGCAACUACUACGACCACUUCCGCGACUGGUACGCCAACGCCUCCUGCAAGAACUACUUCCGCAGGCGGCGGCUUAGCGGCUGCUUCCAGCACCCCUCCAAGAUGGUCUAUCCCCCGGGACACGUCUACACGCCGGAGAACACCCCGGAGCCUCUGCCGGAGCCGAGGAUCAGGGCCAAGCGCGAGGAGGUGGUCUCCAAGUACUUGCAUCCCGACUACGAGCUGGGCCUGAUUCAAUCCGAGAGCCACUACCAAUAUGGACCCGAUACCUAUCUCCUGCAACUGCGCGACGUCAACUUCCCGGUGAGACUGCGUGAGUACAUGAAGGUGGCCCACCGUCGGUCGCCUUCCUUCGCCCUUAACGACUCGGUGGACUGGUCCCUUCCCGUGAUCCGCGAGCGACGUCGCUUCACCGACAUCAUGGACGAGGAGAUCGACGACGAGCGCACGCGCAGCCGCAUCAGCAUGUACGCGGCCAACGAGUCCUACUCCAUCAGGCGCCUGCGCACCGAGCUGGGCCCGCGUCUGGACGAGUACACCGAGGCGGACGCCAUGAUCGAGACCCAGCGCGAGGGCUACCCACCGUUCUUCCGCGAGAAGCCCCAGACGAUCGCCAUCACCGAGAACCAGCCGAGCCACAUUCACUGCUUCGCCGUGGGCGACCCCAAGCCGUGCGUGCAGUGGUUCAAGAACGACAUGGUGCUGACCGAGAGCAAGCGCAUCAAGAUAUCCGUGGACGAGGACGGGCGCUCCAUCCUGCGCUUCGAGCCGGCCCUGCACUUCGACGUGGGCGUCUACAAGGUGGUGGCCCGCAACAAGGUGGGCCAGACCGUGGCCCGCUGCCGCAUCGUGGUGGCCACGCUGCCCGACGCCCCCGACUCGCCGGAGGUGUCCGCCAACAGCGGCACCGAGAUCCUGCUCCGUUGGAAGCAGCCGCGCGACGACGGCCACUCCACGGUGCUCUGUUACAGCCUGCAGAGCAAGCUGGCCAACUGCGACGCCUGGACCACGGUGGCGGACAACAUCGACCACGAGUUCUACCUGCUGCACGACCUGCAGCCCAACACCGGCUACCAGUUCCGACUGGCUUCCAAGAACCGCAUCGGCUGGAGCGAGAUGGGCAUCCCGGUGGGCGCCUCGACGGCCGGCCCGGACGCCCCCAAGAUCCACAUCACCAAGGCCAUGAAGCAUUUACAGCAGCUCACCGAGAACGGGCACCAGGUGCUGCCCGAGGAGGAGCGCGUGCACACCGACUACCACUGCGAGCGCGAGCCGCCCAAUUGGGUGACCGACGCCUCCGUGAGCGACAAGUACAGCUUCAUCUCGGAGAUCGCGCGCGGCCAGUUCAGCACGAUCGUGAAGGGCAUCCAGAAGUCCACCGACACCGUGGUGGUGGCCAAGAUCCUCGAGGUAACUGACGAGAACGAGGACAACGUGGUGGCCGAGUUCGACAACUUCAAGACCCUGCGCCACGAGCGCAUCCCGGCUUUGUUCAGCGCCUACAAGCCCCUCAACGUGCCCAUCGCCAUCUUCGUGAUGGAGAAGCUGCAGGGCGCCGACGUGCUGACCUACUUCAGCAGCCGGCACGAGUACUCGGAGCAGAUGGUGGCCACCGUGGUCACCCAGCUGCUGGACGCCCUGCAGUACCUGCACUGGCGCGGCUACUGCCACCUAAACAUCCAGCCCGACAACGUGGUCAUGGCCUCCGUGCGCUCCAUCCAGGUCAAGCUGGUCGACUUCGGCGCGGCCAAGAAGGUCAACAAGCUGGGCGUGAAGGUCACCCCGUGCGGCUCGCUCGACUUCCAGCCGCCCGAGAUGAUCAACGACGAGCCCGUGUUCCCGCAGAGCGACAUCUGGUCGGUGGGAGCCCUCACCUACCUGCUCCUGUCCGGCUGCAGUCCAUUCCGCGGCGCCGACGAGUACGAGACCAAGCAGAACAUCUCCUUCGUGCGUUACCGGUUCGAGAACCUCUUCAAGGAGGUCACCCCAGAGGCCACGCGGUUCAUCAUGCUGCUCUUCAAGCGCCACCCCACAAAACGACCAUACACCGAGGACUGCUUGGAGCACAGGUGGCUCAUGUCCUCCGACUACAUGGUUAGGAAACGCGAACGUGCCAUCUUCUUGGGCAGCCGUCUAAAGACGUUCUGCGACGAGUACCAUGACCUAAAGAACGCCACGGCCACCUCAUCCAAGGUUUUGAACACGGUCGCAGGGGGACCCACUCCUACUCAACUACUUCGAUCGAACAGCAUCCAGGAGGAACUGCUCACAACAUUUUAGUCAAUUAGCUCCGAAGUAGUGUUAAGGGAAUGUUGUUUUUAUUUCUUGUAUAUAUGGAAUAUAAAUAAUUACACAACAUCUAAAUUCUAUAUAUAUAAAUAUAUUAUCUGGUUAAUUAAACGAA